Molecule: messenger RNA, 1128 nt
Organism: Hypoxylon trugodes
Lineage: Eukaryota; Fungi; Ascomycota; Sordariomycetes; Xylariales; Hypoxylaceae
Product: Lactonase, 7-bladed beta-propeller-domain-containing protein
Exons: 3
Coding region: 1-1128 (375 amino acids)
Molecular function (GO): 6-phosphogluconolactonase activity; protein binding
Source: RefSeq, a predicted model, not a curated record
AUGCGUGUCCUUGAGGCGUUGAUCUUCGCCGUAGGCCUCAUAGUCUUGGCCGAAGCCACAAAACACCAGCUUAUCAUCGGUACAUUUAGUACUAACUUCCUCUAUACCAUUGCGUACGACGACCAGGACCAGUCUCUCCAGUUAAUCCACAAGACUCCUACCAAUGCCGCUAGUUCAUGGAUAUCGCUGAGUCACGACAAGAAAAAUCUUUACGGAACGGACUGGAACUCGGAAUCACCGUCUUUCGUCAGCUACAGCGUCAAGGAUGCCCAAACUAUCCAAUACCAGAACCGUCUAGCUGGAGACGCAAACUGUGCCAACUCGAAGAGCAUUUUUGUUACCUCUAGUCCCCAGGCCCCUUACGUCGUAUAUGGAAACUAUUUUUACAGUAACGCUCAAUGUGGUACUGUCAUGUCGGUUGAUGCUAGCGGAUCUCUUCAAUCUGUAAUCCAGAACUACAAUUAUAGCGAUGGUUCGGCUGUCCACGGCGUCUCCUUCAGCAACGACUUCAAAUUCCUGUACUCGGCAGACGACGGAGGAAACUCGAUAUGGGUACAUGACAUUAAUUCUGACGGAACUCUGGAUUUCAAACAGAGAUUUGAAAUGCCCGUCAAUCACUCAGACCCCCGUCACAUAGUUGCUCACCCGGCUGGCGAAUAUGCUUACGCUGUAUGGGAGGGAACAAGUGGUGUUGGAAUGUACUAUGCUAGCCCGGAUACUAGCGAUUUGUAUCUGAUGAGACCGUCAUUCUCUCUAAUCACAGACGACGAUAUUGCAUCCGACUUCUGGGCCGACGAGGUAGCGUUAUCUGCCAAUAAUAAGUACCUCUGGGCGAGCAAUCGCGCGCGUGAUGUUCAACGCAAGGGCUAUAUUUCAGCUAUCGCGGUCGACGGCGAGGGCCACCUUAACAGGCAGCUUUUCCUAGUCCAAACAACAAACAGCGGUGGGUUUGCCAAUGCAGUUUCCCCCAGCCCCUUCGAUGAUCGCAUCGUAGCUUUGACGGAUAACUCGACCGGCUUUGUUGAGGUGUGGAAGAUGGAUGAUAACGAGGCCGGAGCCAAGGCAAUUGCCCACCUAGAUAUUGGCGAUGGAGGUGGCUGUUGCGCCAACGCCGUUUGGUACUCUUAA